Molecule: messenger RNA, 3663 nt
Organism: Teleopsis dalmanni
Lineage: Eukaryota; Metazoa; Arthropoda; Insecta; Diptera; Diopsidae
Gene: scat
Product: vacuolar protein sorting-associated protein 54
Exons: 4
Coding region: 568-3366 (932 amino acids)
Biological process (GO): Golgi to vacuole transport; retrograde transport, endosome to Golgi
Cellular component (GO): GARP complex
Molecular function (GO): syntaxin binding
Source: RefSeq, a predicted model, not a curated record
GUCUAAUGCAUAUUUUAUGUUAAUACGAAAGAAUUGUAGAAGACUUUUUCAUUGGCAUAAACGUUUUUCCAACACUGCUUAUUUUCAUACAAAAUACACAAUCCAGUGACGAGCUACGUGCCCAUAACAAUUAUUAAUAAAAUUUUUUGCAAGGUUGGAUCUCAAUUUUGAUUGGAACGAGAAUUAAAGUGACAGUUGUGUGACAGGCGAAUUCCUUGUGAUGACAAAAUAUGUCUUAUUUUUUUGUUGUUUUUUUAUAACAGAUCGAAGAGAAUAAUUAAACAGUACAUUAAGUUACGUGUUUAAAGUAAACAUUUAAAAUCGGAAUCAUUCAAUGUAUUAAUGCCUUAGAAGUUCACAAAUGAAACGUGACACUUUUCAGCGCAAAGACUAUAAUGAUGUGUUUGAUACAAACUUUUUGGUAUUAUUUAUGAAUUAAUUACUGGCGAGAGAUAGAAGAUAGAAGAGUUAUUAAGUGAUUCCGUUGCUAAUAUUUUAAAUGAAACAUAUAGAACAUAGUUGAAACUGCAGCUGUUGUGAGCAUGACAUUUAAAUCGCAGCAGGACAAUGAUCUCCAACAUUACAAACAGUUGGGAAUCCUGCUUUUAUUGUCAAUGCGAAUCCUUCAAAUCAGUAACUGAGUUUGUAAUACAUUUACGAGAACGCCAUUGCACUCGAGAAGGCGGAUCAUAUGUGUGCCGCUAUGGUUUCAACGGUGUGUGUCCAUCGCUGCCAUUGGAUGGCGUAUCGGAUCGCGAUUAUGACGCACAUGUUGCAAAAUAUCACGUGAAUCAGCAUUCAAGGGAACUGGCACCAGAAUGGUCUGUUUUCUCAGCGGCGCAAAAUUUACCGGCUGUGCUGAACGAUCCAUCACGCGGCAAACAGAAUAAUUUAUUUACGAAAAAAUGGGGUGACAACUUUGUUGACAGAGUUGUAAUUAGUGAUUCACCAUAUUUGCCAGAAAUAACAGAUUCGGACUUCGAUAGAUAUAUAAACAAAAUAGGAAAACGUUAUCGAAGGCAUGAGCGCCUAAGUGCACAGCAGACAACUAUAUUAACGACAACAAAUGUAACAGGUUCUAAACGAGAGCCAAUCACACCAACAUCGCCUUUACACGACACUAGUCUUAAUGUUAUACCUGAAAUAUUUCUUAAAGAAAAUUUAAGUUUAAACCAUGCUCCAACAUUUGCACUCGUUUUUCCAAACAUUGGUUGUUCUACUAGUGAAAAGAACAAAGAAUCCGGACGCCUGUUGCAAGAACAACUAUCACAUUAUCUGGACAUUAUAGAAGUAAAAAUAGCACAUCAAGUUUCUCGUAAAUCGGCUGCCUUCUUUCACGCCAUGACGUCCCAAGACGCUAUUAUGGCACAAAUGCAAGAAGCGGCACGUCGGGUGCGAGAGUUACGUACUGCUUUGGAUAUUCUGCAAAAAACAAUUGUCAGGGAUUCACUUCAAGUUAUGCUAUAUGCACAGCGUAAGCAGAAUUACCAAGAAACUCUAGACAAAUUGCGAUUAAUGGCUACUGUGCACAAAACGCAACCUAUGUUACAGCUAUUAAUGGGCACACAGGACUAUGUGGCAGCUUUAGAUUUAAUAGGUACAACGCAAGAAAUUCUGACGCAAGAACUUGUGGGUAUUCACUGUUUUAAGCAUUUACCUAUGGAACUUAUCGAAAUGGAAAAAUUCAUAGAUAGCAUGCUAACCGCAGAGUUCGAACGUUAUGCCUCGGCCGAUCUUAAUCGGCCACUAAGUGAUGUUCUUAAGGAAACAGAUAGUGUAAAUACAGAGGAUGAUAAAUUAGUUUGCAUUGUAAUGGGACUGCUGCGUAAAAAGAACUUUCGCUUUGUAAAUACAUAUAAAGAUGAAGCAAUAGCUACUAUACGUGCCCUAAUUAAACAGUUUGUUAUUGAGGUGAUAGCCUCAAGCGACGCGGAGGUAUGUUUAACGGGCGCUGGCGAAGAAGCGCAGAGUUUUUCGAUUGCCGAAUGGAUAGCAUUGUUGAAGAAAGCGACAGUGGCACUUCUGACAGUACUGCAACGAAUAAAGGCUGUGACGAAUAUUAUGCAACAAACAGCAGAUGCAGCAGCUGCUCGUAGUGACUUAGCUGUCGGCAACUCGCAAAAGUCAACAGUUAAUUUAAUCGAUUCCGAAGCCUUUUUAACUUCUGUUGACCAUAUGGUGGUGCAAGAGAAGUUACAAGACUUACUUAUAGCCGUUUGUAAUUAUUGUCACGAUCGUUGUGCUACUAUGGUGAGUACACAAAGUUUGGAACGUGCAGUAGCUACAUUAGAUGAAAUUGAACAACUGAAGGAAAUAGUUACGGAAUUCGGUGAUGGCUGUGAGGAAAUCUGUGGAAGUUCGAGUGUUGCAUUAAAGGUGGCAGUCAAAGUACAAGCAUCACGUUUCGCUAAUCGAUUUCAUAGCGAAAAAAAGCAGAAACUCGCUUUUUUGCUGGAUUCCGAGCGUUGGCGGCAAGUUGAUAUACCAAACGAAUUCCAAAAAAUUAUAGAUCGUAUGUCUUCUUUCGAUUUUUCUGUAACGACAAAAACAGUUGAACAGUUUAUUACACCAAAUGGGCAAGGAAAUGAUGACAGCAAAUUGAAUAUUGCAACACAAAGUCUAGCAAAUCCAGUACUGCUUGUUGAGGGUAAGCCCUAUGCAUUAGUAGGUGCUGCAUUGCUGCUAGUUCAAAUGUUAAAUGAUUACUGCUGUUGUGCGUUGCGCUUGCCGUUAGUUUCUAGUUACUUAUCGGGCAAUGUCGUCGACUUAUUGCGCACAUUUAAUUCACGUUCAUGUCAGCUUAUAAUAGGUGCUGGAGCAAUGCGCGUUGCUGGGCUUAAAACAAUUACCAGCACAAAUUUAGCUCUAGUAUCUCGUUCUUUGCAACUUGUCCUAUGGUUGUUACCAAUUAUGAAAGAGCAUUUUUUAAAACUCGAUCCAUCUGCAACACAUGGCUAUGAAUCUAUAACGAAAGAUUUUCAAAGUCAUAUAAAAGAAAUUGAAAAUAAAAUAUGCAAUAUUGUAACUGAACGUAUUAGUGUACAGUUAGAACAGUGGGACGCAAGACCUCCGAUACCUUCGCAAUCAUUUCGCAAUAUUUCAAGACAUCUAGUUAAGCUGCAUGAAGCUAUAGCGCCUAUACUUCCUGAACAGCAAAUACAUACAAUAUAUGGUGUUGUGCAUCGCAAUUUUAAGGAUAGACUUAGAAAACAAUUACUUAAAGCGAACAUCAUCAACAACGGUGGACCACAGCAUGGUGUUGUAACAUCAGAACUUACAUUUUAUAUGGAGACAGUACGCACGCUAAAAGCUUUACCAUUGUACGACCUGAGUGAUAGUAUCCUUCAGAGUAUUUGGGAUUUCUAAAGUAAUGUUGCCAUAUGAAAACGCAACAAAUUUAACUAAGUGGAUAGGGGUUUAUAAUUUUGUAAAGUCGGUAGAUAUAUAUACUUUAUUGUGUUACUUUAUAUUGACAGUUAUUAAGCUUAAUCUUAAGCGAUUAGAUAUAAGCUUAUAUACGUUAACAUUUAAUGUGUUUUAUGUCAUUAAGUCAUUGAAUUUGUUUUUAUGUGCGCAUAAAUGAAAAAAUUAUCUGCUAUUGUAUAGUAGAAAAUAAAGCUGCUAAGUUUAGUCGCAAGGUCAUUGUGACAUUUUUAUUCAUGA